Lucilia sericata (common green bottle fly) is the source of this 1101-nucleotide messenger RNA. RefSeq names its product probable cytochrome P450 313a4. The annotation marks the transcript as partial. The record is from RefSeq and is a predicted model, not a curated record. The transcript is spliced from 6 exons. Gene Ontology annotation, molecular function: heme binding; oxidoreductase activity, acting on paired donors, with incorporation or reduction of molecular oxygen; monooxygenase activity. Lineage: Eukaryota; Metazoa; Arthropoda; Insecta; Diptera; Calliphoridae.
UGUUAUAAUUUGUUUGAAAUGGAUUUAUUUAUAUAUGCGGUUGGAUUUAUCUUGUGUGGUUGGAUCAUAUAUCUUUGGUAUAUCAGAGCAUUUAUAAGACUAGCCCAUACAGUAAACUCGAAUAGACUACAUACGUGGCGUGGUUUUGGCACAUUUUUAACGAGAAAAGAGGGUCUUUUAUACUUUUAUAACUAUGCCAAUAAAUAUGGUCCAAACUGUGUAAUAUGGAUAGGAAUAUGGCCGAUUUUUCUCUGUACUGAUCCAGAGGUCAUAAAGGAUAUUUUAACAUCUAAAAACUGCAUUGAUAAACCAAUCUUAUAUAAAGGAAUUACUACAAUAGCCGGUGAUGGUUUAAUAACUCAAAAUGAUCCUGAUUGGAGUAGACAUCGUAAAGUACUGAAUAAGGCCUUUUCACCUACAACUUUAAAAUCAUUUUUCUCCCUUUUUCACAAAGAGAUUAACAAUGUAAUAGAGCACAUAGAGAAAAGUCAAGAAAAAGGAGUUGACGUUGAUAUGUUGGUAAUAUUUCGUGCAUUUACCAUGAGAAUUGCUUCCAAAACAACACUUAAAAGAAAUUUGGAACAGACGGAAUUUAAUUCUUUUAUUAUGGCAGAACAUGCUCACGCAUUCUUAGAGUUUUUAGCGGAUGUCUGCCUUAGUCAAAUAAUGGCGAUUAAAUGGAUAUACAAACUGGCAGAGAAUUAUGUUUAUAAGACUGCUAAAGAUGGUUUUGUGAUGUUUCAAAGACUUAUCAGCGAAUCAGUGGAUAUUAUCCGUAGAAAUGAUACAAAAGAUCCCAGUUAUUUGCCCGAAGUUAAUAGCGUUUUAGAUUAUGCUUUUAUGGGAGUUCAACAUAACAUUUUACGAUUGGACGAAAUUGAAAGCCAAAUGAUGCAUAUCUUUUUCGGGGCCUUUGAGACUACAUCUUCUACAUUGUAUUUGGUUAUCGCAUUGCUGGCUAUGCAUCCGCAUUAUCAGGAACGUGCAUAUGAGGAGGUAGCAAGUCUAUUACCGGAUAAUGAAAACGAUAUUACAUUAGAAUUGAUGGAGCACGCGACUUAUGUAGAUAUGAUUUUCAAAGAGACAAUGCGACUAUUUCCC